AUGAUCUCUUCCACCACCUGGGUUCCUCGUGGGUUCCCAUCAGAAUUUCCAGAGAAAUAUGAACUGGACGACGAAGAAAUGGAGAGAAUCAACCAACUAGCUCAGCUGAACUUGGACGAUGCCAAAGACGGAAUUGAAAGCGAGCAUGACGACAGCGAACUGGGUGGCGAGGAAAAAAAUAGUAAUGAGGCAUCUGUCCGCGGUAGCGCAAAGCUAGCUUCCCAGGCCGACAACGACGACAAUCUCGAAGAGUACGACAUGGAGCACUACGGUGUUAAGGAGGACGAAAUGCUGGGCGAAGGUGCAGAGGCAUCAAUGUUUCCAGGGUUAUCUGACGAAGUGAAGUUCCACGAAGGCGAAGAUGGCGAAGACGCAAUUUUAUCACUGCCCACACAGCAAGAUUCGCAGGAGGAAAAACAGGAACUGCAAGUUUAUCCUACCGACAACAUGGUGCUGGCUACAAGAACAGAGGACGACGUUUCCUACCUCGAUGUAUACGUAUACGACGACGGUGCUGGUUUCCAUGACGCUGAGGUGAACCAGGAACCAGGCGACGACAAGGACCCGGAUGUCGCACGCGGCUUGGUUCGUGAUAGUUCGCUGUAUGUCCACCACGAUCUGAUGCUACCGGCUUUCCCUCUGUGUGUCGAAUGGGUCAACUACAAGCCAGGUUCCAGUUCGGAUGAUGCCGCCAACUUUGCUGCAGUAGGUAGCUUCGACCCUCAAAUCGAAAUCUGGAAUCUCGAUUGUGUGGAAAAGGCGUUUCCAGACAUGAUCCUGGGUGAUCCUCAUGCCACUUCAAAUGUGGGAGGUUCAAAGAGCAAGAAAAACAAGAAAAACAAGAAAAACAAGAACAAACAUGUUCUUACCCACCACACCGAUGCCGUUCUUUCGCUAGCGCACAGCAAACAGUUCCGUGCUGUCUUGGCGUCAACAUCGGCCGAUCACACUGUCAAGCUGUGGGAUUUGAACGAAGGUAUCGCUGCUCGCUCCGUUGCAUCUAUUCACUCAAACAAGAACGUCUCCUCUUCUCAAUGGCAUAGCACUAGCGGUUCCGUCUUACUGACCGGUGGUUACGACUCUCGCGUGGCACUAUCUGACGUUAGAAUCGCAGAGGAUUCUCAAAUGAGUAAGUACUGGUCCGUCAUGACCGGAGAAGACGUUGAGUGCGUGCAGUUUGCCGAUGAAAACACCUUCAUGUGCGGUACUGACUCUGGUAACGUGUACUCAUUUGACAUCAGGCAAGGUGAGGGCAGCAAACCUCUUUGGACUUUGAACGCUCAUGAUGCUGGAAUCUCUGCACUGAAUGUCAACCCAUUUAUUCCAAAUCUUUUGGCCACAGGCGCAAUGGGCGAAAAGACUGUCAAGUUUUGGAAGAUCAGCGAAAGCGGACCUAGCAUGGUCUUGAGCAGAGACUUCGGUGUAGGAAAUGUUUUAACAACCUCGUUUGCUCCUGAUAUCGAGGUCGCGGGCAACAUCGUCAUUGGUGGUGUUGACAAGGGCUUGAAGCUAUGGGAUGUUUUCACCAACAGAUCUAUCCGUAAGAACCUUUCAAAGGAACUGUCAUCUUUGCAGAGGCAGGCGCGCGCAGAGGCUUCCAAGAUCGGGAGAGCUUCCAGAAUCGCCAGAAAGUACACCAAGAAUGACAACCCCGACACUGUGGUCACCGUCGAUGACCAGGGCGAGGAUGAAGAAGAAGGCGACGGCCAGAGAGAAAGCGGCUGGGAAGACACAGAGUGA
Lachancea thermotolerans CBS 6340 is the source of this 1740-nucleotide messenger RNA. RefSeq names its product rRNA-processing protein PWP1 (gene PWP1). Gene Ontology annotation, molecular function: protein binding. Gene Ontology annotation, biological process: rRNA processing. The transcript has a single exon. NCBI's taxonomy places the organism in Eukaryota, Fungi, Ascomycota, Saccharomycetes, Saccharomycetales, Saccharomycetaceae. The record is from RefSeq and is a predicted model, not a curated record. Gene Ontology annotation, cellular component: nucleus. Bases 1 to 1740 code for a protein of 579 amino acids.